Molecule: messenger RNA, 1377 nt
Organism: Heterobasidion irregulare TC 32-1
Lineage: Eukaryota; Fungi; Basidiomycota; Agaricomycetes; Russulales; Bondarzewiaceae
Exons: 3
Coding region: 1-1377 (458 amino acids)
Source: RefSeq, a predicted model, not a curated record
AUGGACCCGUCGCCACAGUCCCUGCCUGCGCCCCCGCUGCUCCCGCCAAUGCCCGCGUCGACGCGCAAGCGCGCGCGCGAGAACGAGUCGCCGAGCCAGAGGCAGAAACGCGAGAAGGCUGCAGAGCGGCAGCGCCGCAAGCGCGAGCGUGACCGCAACGCCAACCACCACUUCCUCGUCCUCGCACACCAGCAGCAGCAUCCUCACUCGCAGCAGCAGCAGCAACAACAACAACAUCAGCAACAGCAGCAGCAACACCCGCAGGCCCUCCAGCAGCAGCAACACCCGCCCCCGCCCUCCGCCCCGCCCUCCGCCGACGACUACCCCAUCGGCGCAGGCCUCACCGCCGACGAGCUCGCCCGCCGCGAGCGCGUGCGCACCGCCGCUCGCGAGCGCCAGCGCAAGCACCGCGCCCUCGUCAAGCAGAAGAAGCUCCGCGAGCUCGGCCUCGACAUGGGGAACGACCUCAUGCCUGGCCUCGACGACUCCCCGUACCGCGUCCAGCCCGACGACCCCUACGACCCCGUCCUCCCGCACAACCUUCAGCACCCGCACCCCCUCGCUGGGCCCCCGCACGAGCCGCCCUUCCCCCAGGACCAGAUGGUCGGCGGACAGAUGUUCGCUACCACCCUCCUCCUGUCCUUCUCCUGCGCGCCGCUCCUUAAGCAGCACCUCCUCCGCACACUCAACAUGACCAACGAGGAGCUCGCCUCUAUCCAGCCCUUCAUCGCACAGGCAUGGGAUCAGUGGGACCACCAGCGCCGCAUGCACUAUGCACAGCACCAGGUCGCCCCAGGCGGCCCCAACAAGGGCCCCGAUGGCCCCCACUCACUCGCCGAGCCAGCCACCUCCGCGCCCUACCCGCCCCAGGGCCUCCCCCUCUCCGACUCUGCUCCGCCAUACGCCACCGAACCCUCCUCUUCCUCUUCCUCCUCCGCUGCUGCUGCCGCCGCCGCAGCGGCAGCGGCGGUGGCACACGCGCACGCACCAAACGACUUCCGCGCGCGCUUCCACCGUCCGCUCGUCGCGCCUUCGCCGUUCCGCUUCGCCCCGGACGCGCGCGGCGGCGCGCCGCAGACACAAGCGCAGCAACAGCAACAGCAACAGCAACAACAGCAGCAGCAGUCUUCGGGGGCGGGCGCGACGGGUGCAGACGCGAUCGAUCCACGCUCGCACGCAUCUCAGGCUCAGCCUCAAUUGUGGGGAGAGUCGCUGGUGCCACGCUGGCCGUGGGCGAGGCAGGCGCGUCGUCAGUUGGGCCCUCGCCUUCGUCUGUAUCACUUUCUGCGGCUUUCGCAAGCGCUUCUUCGAGCUCGGCGAGGCUCUUGCCUGCGAGCAGGUCUUCGGGGAUGGGAAGCAAGUUUGUUUGGGUUCUGA